CCUGGGAUCAUGGCCGGUCUAUAUAAAGCAGAGCUCUGCCUCCCAGCCGGUGCCACAGCUGAGCUCGCUGAGUCAGGUCCACCUCCAGCUCAAAGGAACCCGACUAGAGCCAGACUCCAGAAUCCAGACUCACUAUUUGGACUAGUCGGACUUGAAGCUGAAGAGAUGCAGGACAGAAGCAGAUUCGUCCAGAGCAGAGCAGCAGUGGCUCUGGGCUUUGUGCUGGUGGUGCUGACUCAGCAGGUGUGUGCAGGUCCGCUGGCCUCGCGGCUGCAGUCCGGCUCCGACCACAGUUCAGACUCGGUCGUCCACACGCUGAGGAGGGUCGCCCGGAUGACCCCCCUGUGGAGAAUCAUGAGCAGCAAACCGUUCGGAGCUUACUGCCAGAACAACUACGAGUGCUCCACUGGACUCUGCAGGGCGGGCUACUGCUCCACCAGCCACCGGGCCGCGUCCGAGCCGGUGAACUACUGACCGGACACCGGACACCGGACGUUCAGCCCCAGCGAGCAGACGAGAUCCAAACCCGAGUUCUGAGGACUGGAACUCAUCCAGGCUCUGUACUCGGACUUCUGUAUUUAUAUGUUCCAAUUUGUUUCUGAUGAAAUCUCAAAGUUUUUAUGGAUUCACACAACAAGCAGUUAAUUAAUGCUCCACCUAUAAUGAGAAAUAUCACUCGAGGGGUAAAGUUCAAUAUAAAAGUUUAUAAUUGAUAUUUUCCACGAUAGGAUCAGUGAGAAAGUUUUUUAAUAAGAGUCUUUUUAUACUUUUACUUCCAUGGAGCAAAGUCUUUAACUUUGUCCUCUGUCCUGCAAGUUACUGUGGCCUUGAACUCACCUCCAGAAAUCUACAUGAUCAUAGAAGCAAAACACAAAGAACAGACAGUUAUGACGUUUAUAUCAACAACCAGCCAGAAAAAAAAAAAGAAAACAAUGUGGAGCUUGUUUUUAUUUUGUGAAAUGUGCUUUGGCCCAAAAACUUUAUAUUUUCCCAUUUAACAAAGCAACCAAAAUGUAAAUCUGACUUUAAUAUCAGAUUUCUGACGCAGCGGGAGAACGGUCGACAGCCAGAGUUUUUAAUAAGAGGAAACAGAAAUAGGAAAAAGUAGAAGAGGUUACAAAAGUCUGCGGCCGAGCUCGAGCAGCCUGAACAUUUCAACAUCUUCAAGUUCUGUUUUAUUCUGUUGAAAGUUGUUUUUAAACUAAAGUUUGUUCAGGUGCAAAUGAAUCUGCCGAGUACGAAUUCACUUCAAUUACAAAAACAUGAUUUAAAACAAAUGGAGGAAACGUACACGUCAUAUCUGCCGUGUAUACCCAAAAUAUACUUUAUAUAGUAUUUCCUUUCAGAUAUAUUGAUAAUUAAUGUCUUGUUUAAGAAUAAUAAAUAAACCCAAAAUUUGCUCAGACAUUUUUCCCAGUUUCAGACCACCCUGGUCUAUUGGGACCAGUUCCCUGAAGACGAGCUGCACAGCCUCGGGGGUUUUAUUUUCAGAUUUUGCUUCGACUCACCUGCAUCGUUUACGUCAUGCACAGAGCGGGGGGUUGCUGAUAUUUUUGUACACUCAGCAUGUUUGAGAAAUGUUUGAGUAGGAUUGCACUUUUAAACCGAAAAAUUAUCUUUGUACUGUGUACUGUGCGUACUGUGUGUACUGUGUGUACUGUGUUAGCUGCCUGUGGAGCGUCAGAGGAGGAGGAGGGGGAAUAAAAGCAUUGGAAAAUAACAA
This is a messenger RNA of Pleuronectes platessa (European plaice), 1723 nucleotides long. It is a transcript of the gene leap2, whose product is annotated as liver-expressed antimicrobial peptide 2. The transcript has 3 exons. The record is from RefSeq and is a predicted model, not a curated record. Bases 10 to 474 code for a protein of 154 amino acids. Gene Ontology annotation, biological process: antimicrobial humoral immune response mediated by antimicrobial peptide; defense response to bacterium. Lineage: Eukaryota; Metazoa; Chordata; Actinopteri; Pleuronectiformes; Pleuronectidae.